Messenger RNA from Boleophthalmus pectinirostris (great blue-spotted mudskipper), 1853 nucleotides. RefSeq names its product cytochrome P450 2J6-like. The record is from RefSeq and is a predicted model, not a curated record. The transcript has 9 exons. Gene Ontology annotation, molecular function: iron ion binding; heme binding; oxidoreductase activity, acting on paired donors, with incorporation or reduction of molecular oxygen, reduced flavin or flavoprotein as one donor, and incorporation of one atom of oxygen. NCBI's taxonomy places the organism in Eukaryota, Metazoa, Chordata, Actinopteri, Gobiiformes, Gobiidae. Gene Ontology annotation, biological process: xenobiotic metabolic process. Bases 13 to 1506 code for a protein of 497 amino acids. Gene Ontology annotation, cellular component: intracellular membrane-bounded organelle; cytoplasm.
CUGUGUUUCAACAUGUGGCUCUGCAGUUUCCUGCUAAAUUUGGAUUUUAAAUCAGUUGCGCUGUUUUUGGUGGUUUUCAUCCUAAUAGCAGAUUAUGUUAAAAACAGGAAUCCUCCAAAUUACCCGCCUGGACCACGGGCUCUGCCUCUUUUGGGAAAUAUUUUUGAUUCUGACCCUAAAUUUCCACAUUUGAGCUUUUCCAAGAUGGCUGAAAUUUAUGGAAAUGUCUUCAGCCUUCGAUUUGGCAGCGAUAAGAUUGUGUUCAUCUGUGGAUAUAAGAUGGUGAAGGAAGCCUUACUGAACCAAGCUGACAUCUUUGUGGAUCGUCCCUUCAGCCCGAUGGUUGAAAGGUUCUACUCAUCAACAGGAGGAGGUCUCUUCAUGAGCAACGGAGAGAAGUGGAAAAAACAGAGGCGUUUUGCUUUGUCCACUUUAAGAAGCUUCGGCCUGGGCAAAAGCACCAUGGAGCAAUGCAUCUGCGAGGAGAUCCAGAACCUGCAAGAAGAGAUACAGAGUUACAAAGGAGCACCAUUCAGACCCGCUGGCCUUUUCAAUAAUGCUGUGUCCAACAUCAUCUGUCAGCUGGUGAUGGGGAAACGUUUUGACUACAGCGACCACAGAUUUCAGACUAUGCUCUGUUACUUGGCUGACACUUUUUAUCUAGAAGGCACAGUGUGGGCUCAGCUGUACGAGUCGUUCCCCUGGCUGAUGAAGCACUUGCCUGGUCCACACAACAGAAUGUUUGAGAACAUUGUGAAGGUCACUGAAUUCAUCACUGAGGAGGUGCAGAACCACAAGAAAGACGUGGACCCCAGUAACCCUCGAGACUACAUUGAUUCCUUCAUCGCCGAGAUGCAAAAUCAUAAAGACUCUGAUGCUGGUUUUGAUGAGAAAAAUUUGGCUUAUUGUGCCAUGGACCUGUUCUUGGCUGGGACAGAGACCACCUCCACCACUCUGCAGUGGACCAUGAUUUACCUCAUAAAGUACCCUGAAGUGCAGGAAAAGGUCCAGGAAGAAAUAGAUAGAGUGAUUGGACAGAAUCGUUUGCCCACAAUGGCAGACCGGGCCAACCUGCCAUAUACCGACGCAGUGGUCCAUGAGAUCCAGAGAGUAGGAGACAUAGUGCCUCUAAAUGCCAUGAGACUGGCCUCAAAAGACACCACUCUGGGAGGAUACUUCAUUCCAAAGGGGACUAGCAUCAUGCCCAUGCUGCACUCAGUGCUCUUUGACAAGAGUGAGUGGGAGACUCCGGACACGUUUAACCCUGGACACUUCCUGGACAAAGACGGAAAGUUUAGAAAGAGAGACGCUCUGCUGCCUUUCUCAGCAGGGAAACGCGUGUGUCUUGGUGAGGGCCUCGCUAAAAUGGAGUUGUUCCUGUUUAUUGUUGGUUUGCUACAGAAGUUUUCGUUUUACGUUUCGGACGGAGAGGAACUGAGGACCGACGGGGUGACCGGGGCCACACGUGUUCCGCACCCCUUCAAGAUUCACGCUAAAGUCCGCUAGGUCCAACCUGUAGCACAAUCUAGACUACAGGUUGUUCUGUCUAAUUAGACUAGACUAAGACAAUAAAGACUGUUAAAAGCGAAUGUAAACCGAUUUACGUUUAAUAAAAUUUAUUCACUUUGGAAUUACAGCCAGCGAGAAAUCAUUCUUGGACGCCAUCUAGUGGUAGAUUUGAGUGCUAGCUCUGUCUUUGUCUUUAGCCCGUUAUUUGUCUUGCUGUUGUUGUGGGAGAUAACCAGUUUGUUAAAUAAUAAGAAAUGAAUUUUCUCAGAUAUUAUAGUCUAUAAUUAGCACUUCUUAAUGAUGAUUCUGUAAGCAUACAACAUAUUCAUAUUAUUAUUUCCAUG